AUGGGUACCCGUUUCGAUGACAACCGACUAACGCUGCGGAUCCAUCGGGGUCGUGGUUCAACGGCCAGUGCUCACGGUGCCCCAGGCGCCGUAGCCGGUGCCCUCGGAGCCGUAGGAGGCCACCAAGAGUCACCGCACAGCAACGGAAGCACGCACAGUACCACCACCAGCCUGGGCAGUGCCUCGCCGGAACGCCUAUCGCGGUACAUGACCCGCUGCAAGAACCACGAGAAGAUCAAAAUCUCCGUAUCCUACCCCUCGACGGAGAAUUUGAACCAGAGUUCCUCGGCUGGAGAGGGGAGUAAGCUUCUGUAUGCAGUGCACUACUCCUCGAAUGGAGGCCGAGAGCACAACGCGUCGCACAUCUUCCGGAGGCCUUCCAAGGAGCAGAGCGGCAGUGGUCAGUAUCUGACGGUGGACGGGCAGGGACGGAGCCUCCUGUCGCCGCGGUCCAGCAAGCGAAUGGGUAAGCGUAACAUAAAAGCACAGGUCAAGCGCUUCCGGAUGGAAACCAAGGCGGCCAAGACGUUGGCCAUUAUCGUCGGGUUGUUCAUCCUGUGUUGGCUUCCGUUCUUCACCAUGUACCUGAUAAGGCCCUUCUGCGACAACUGCAUCAACGAUCUGCUGUUCUCGAUCGUGUUCUGGAUCGGGUACUGCAACUCGGCCAUCAACCCGAUGAUCUACGCCCUGUUUUCCAAGGACUUCCGGUUCGCGUUCAAGCGACUGAUCUGCCGGUGCUUCUGCUCGGCGGAGGCGAUCCCUCGACCGGCUAGCCGCCGCGGGUCGGAUAUGUCUCAGAUCCGGAUGCACGGAGCGCGGACCCCGAGCAUAUCGCCGUCGGCGGCUGCGCAAUCCAUCGGCGAUGACAGUGACCCGGUCGGAGAUCUGUCCGACAGCAGAUGACGAUCGUUUGGCCCGAGCGUCAGUUCGAAUUCUAGUCCUGGGCUGGGCGUGCGGGGACGCCGCAGCAACAGCAUUACCAAUGCUUCGCCGUCGGUGGCGGGUGGAACCAUGGCAACGGCGACUACAAGGAGUAGUGGCACGUCGCCUACUACGGAUACGGCGGCGGCGUCGAGAGGAAUUGUCAGCCGAGCGCCGGUCUAUGACAUCUGCCAUCCGUUGGUGAUGGAGAGUCCGGGGUUCACCGGGUACGGAAGCAGCGGAAGUGGUAGGUAUGGUGGAGAUGAUGGACUGGCGAGGGGGUCGGACAAUGCGAGGGAAGGCAGCGUGGGAGGGAGCAGCUUAACCAGGGUGGAUAUUUGAUCGUUUUGGGGUAGGAGACUGCUGCACUUUUGUGACAGUUCGUAAAAUAAACUCAUUUCAUUUGAGCGAAUGGCUUCGCUCAAAAGUUCAACCAGUGAACAUGUGUAUUGACUACGAGUUCAUUUUCUGUUAA
This is a messenger RNA of Aedes albopictus (Asian tiger mosquito), 1396 nucleotides long. RefSeq names its product octopamine receptor Oamb-like. Gene Ontology annotation, molecular function: alpha1-adrenergic receptor activity. Gene Ontology annotation, cellular component: plasma membrane. The record is from RefSeq and is a predicted model, not a curated record. The transcript has a single exon. The coding region runs from base 1 to 903 and encodes 300 amino acids. Lineage: Eukaryota; Metazoa; Arthropoda; Insecta; Diptera; Culicidae. Gene Ontology annotation, biological process: adenylate cyclase-activating adrenergic receptor signaling pathway; phospholipase C-activating G protein-coupled receptor signaling pathway; cell-cell signaling.